AUGGCCACGAACACGACCGUGGCGCAGCUGAGAAGGGCCGAGCUGCUGCACGUUGCUAUCGCCCGCAAUAGUUUCGAGCUGGUGCGGGAGCUCCUCGAGACCUACAGCCUUGACCCCAAUACCAAAUCAUCCAAAGGCCUCGCCCCCCUUCACUUGGCGGCGUGGGAGGGGAACGUGGCGCUGGUGGUGUAUCUGCUGGUGCACAAGGCCGAGGUGGGCCUCGCGGAGGAGGGUACGGGGUGGACGGCCCUCCACCUGGCGGCGCGCCGAGGGCACGAGGAGGUAUUCGCGGCUCUCGUGGAGGCCGGUGCCGACCUGCACGGGCGCGACCGCUUCGGAUGUUCGGUGCUGGCCUACGCCGUGCUCGGGGGCAGCGCUGCCAUCGUCCGCUUUCUUUUGGAGAGCGGCCUCGACGUCAACCACCGGCGGCCUUCCACGUCGCUCCCGCUCCCAUCCGCCUUGGCCGCCGUUGCGCCGUGCGCCUCGGCGCUCCACCUGGCCAGCGCGCGGGGCGACCCAGAGCUGGUGCAGCUCCUGCUUGACCACGGCGCCCACGCGAACCUCCGGGACGACGCCGGUCGCACGCCGCUCUCGUGCGCCGUGCUCCAUCUGCACCGAGACGUGGCAGCGCUCCUGCUCGCCCACGAGAGGUCCGGCGUCGAUUCGGUGGACAGCGCAGGUCGCACCGCCCUCCACCACGCGGUCGGCCUGGCGGCUCGUGCCACGCGCGAGGAAGCACGCGCUGCCGCCUGGGGCAUCGUGGAGCUGCUGCUGCACCACGGAGCCGAUGUGGAGGCCAAGGAUCAGCAGGAGGCGACACCCCUCUCCCUCGCCGCCGACGGAGCGGUGGACAUGCAGAAGCUACUUGUGAGCUUGGCACGGCAGCAUAGGCGGCGGACGGCCAGCUCCGUGAUCUGCCUGUCGGUGAUAGGGCUUGCCACGAGCUUUGUCAUGCUGUCCCGGCUACGCGGUUCGUAA
This is a messenger RNA of Acanthamoeba castellanii str. Neff, 978 nucleotides long. Its product is annotated as ankyrin, putative. The record is from RefSeq and is a predicted model, not a curated record. Bases 1 to 978 code for a protein of 325 amino acids. The transcript has 4 exons. Gene Ontology annotation, molecular function: protein binding. Lineage: Eukaryota; Discosea; Longamoebia; Acanthamoebidae.